Molecule: messenger RNA, 7268 nt
Organism: Ctenocephalides felis (cat flea)
Lineage: Eukaryota; Metazoa; Arthropoda; Insecta; Siphonaptera; Pulicidae
Product: myosin-VIIa-like
Biological process (GO): signal transduction
Cellular component (GO): myosin complex; cytoskeleton
Molecular function (GO): protein binding; ATP binding; cytoskeletal motor activity
Source: RefSeq, a predicted model, not a curated record
UGUGGUCGGGUUGCUGCUUUUAUACGUGAUUUUAGUGCAAAUAUACUCUCAUAUAUAUUUUCCUUCGUUUAUAAAAUAAUCGUGAGGAUUUUCUGAAAACCGACUUUGAAAUGUGUAAUCAUGUGUGACGUGAUCUUGUUUUCAAGUGAUAUUGUCGUGUGACAAAUGUUUUUCUUAGAAAAUAUAUUUAUGUUUGGAUUGCAUGCAGCAUCCUGAAAAUGACAGACGCUCUUCGUUCCAAUGACGGCACCGCAAAGCUCGGCCCUGGUCUCCAGAAUGGGGUAUCCGGUUCGCCGAGGCGCGGCCCUGUCUACGGGCAGAGGGACGACUCGGUGGCCGACAUGAUACAUUUGUCCGGAAUAGACGAGGAGGCCAUCAAUAACAAUCUCAGGCUUCGAUAUUGCCGAGACAAAGUAUAUACCUAUACUGGAACGAUAUUAAUAGCAGUCAACCCUUACAAAGAACUGGAUCAGUAUUCUGCUGAAUAUGUAGCUAAAUACCGAAAUAAGAAAAUUGGCGCUCUUGAGCCUCAUGUGUUUGCCUUGGCCGAAGCAGCUUAUUUCAGUCUGGUUCGUUCAGAUCAGAGCUGUGUUAUAUCCGGCGAAUCAGGAGCUGGUAAAACUGAAACUGCAAAAUUUAUAUUGCAAUAUUUAUGCUCCGUUACUAAUGGAGUCUCUACUUGGGUGGAACAGCAAAUUCUUGAGGCUAACACAAUUUUGGAAGCAUUUGGAAAUGCUAAAACUGUUCGAAAUGACAACUCAUCCCGUUUUGGCAAGUUUAUGAGGGUUUGUUUUGAUUCAAAAUGGACAAUUAAAGGAUGUGUCGUUCAAGAUUAUUUAUUAGAACAAUCAAGAAUUACGCAGAGAAGUCCUGGUGAAUUAAAUUAUCACGUUUUCUAUCAGCUAGUCAAUGGUGCUCAGGGAAAAGAGUUAUCACAACAAUUAGAACUGUUACCAGUAACCUCUUACCGAUAUCUAAAUGAAUCCAGUAUCAGACCAGGUCCAGGACCAGCCAGUGAUAGCAAACGCCUGGAUGCCUUACGUUUGGCGUUCAGUGUGUUACAAAUUCCAGCUGAAAUGUGUGAAGGAAUUUUCAAAGUAUUAGCAGCAAUCUUGUGGUUGGGAAAUUUGGAUUUUGAGGACGUUGAUGGCGAAAGAUGCAGUUUAACUCCUAAUGAUUUGAAAAUAAUAAAAACUGUUUCAAAUUUGUUGGGGAUGAGGGAAGAAGAUCUUACCCAAGUUGUACUCAAAAGACAAAUUAAUGUACGGGGUAAUAUUACAGAGAUCCCGCUCAAAGUACAAGAGGCGAGAGAAAACCGUCAUGCAAUGGCUAAAGCUUUAUAUUCUCGGACUUUUGCCUGGUUAAUCGGCCAUAUAAAUCAUUGCACAGCACCUGGUCCUGAUGCCACAAGUUUUCUAGGAGUUUUAGAUAUAUUUGGGUUUGAAAACUUUGCUGUAAACAGUUUUGAGCAAUUGUGCAUUAAUUAUACGAAUGAAAAACUGCAUAAAUUCUUUAACCAUUAUGUAUUUGCUCUGGAACAAGAAAUGUAUCGCCAAGAAGACAUUAAAUUUUCUCAUAUUCAAUACACUGACAAUACUCCUUGUUUGGAGUUGAUCGAAAAACCACCAAGGUGUAUUUUGAAACUGUUGACUGAACAAUGCCAUAUGCCCAAGGGUUCUGACACCGCUUAUUUGACAAACAUUCACACUGAGUUUGAAAACCAUCCUUGUUACGACAAAGGUAACGACAGGCGCCAAUGGGAAACAAAAUUUUCCAUUCUGCACUAUGCAGGAAGAGUUAGUUAUACCGUCACUGGUUUCGUGGACAAAAAUAGGGAUGCUCAACAGGAUGUUAUGUUUGACCAUAUGUCAAGAGCUGAAAAUAGUUUUGUUAGAGAAAUCACAGCAUAUCAGGAUCUGUGCGCUUCCAGUGCAAGUUACAAUGGUACAGUUGCAAGAGGUACCAGCAAAGGUCGACCAACUGUAGGAGAUACUUUUAGGCAACAACUUCAGAGCCUUGUUGAUGUUUUGCAGUCCACUAAUCCUUGGUAUGUAAGGUGUAUCAAACCAAAUCUCAACAAAGCACCAGACGAUUAUGAUAGCUCUCUAGUAAUAGACCAACUAAGAUAUCUAGGAAUGUUAGACAUAAUAAGAAUAAGGCGAGAAGGAUAUCCAGUAAAUUUACCUCAUGAAGUCUUUGCAAGCCGAUACUCCUGCUUACUGCAGAGACGUUUUCCUAAAGGAACUCUACCAAAAGAUAUUGCUAAGACAAUAUUAUCAACAUUGCAUGCACUGCCAAAUAAGUGCCCUUCUCCUUCCUGGCAACUUGGAAAAACUAAAACAUUCCUACGUGCUCAUAUAGCUGAUCCAUUGGAAGAACGACGAAAUAAUACAUUGGAUUCACGAGCCCUUAUCAUUCAGAAAAUGUGGAAAGGAUAUACGGCCAGAAAUAGAUAUAAGAAAAUAAUAAAUGCUGUUCGACUUUUACAACACGCUUACCGCGGUUGGAUAGAUCGUAUAACAUUUUUGAGAAAACGAAGAGCAGCUAUUGUCAUCCAGAAGAGAUUACGGGGAGUGUUUGCAAGAGAAGUUGCAGCAGCUUUGAGAGAAAUGCGAAGAGUUGAGGAAGAAAUGAGGAAGCGUGAACGUUUAGAACAAGAAAGACUGGAAGCCAUGAAAUUGGCAGAACAAGAAAAGGGAGAACUAGAAGCUUUACAACGUAGUGAACGGGCUGCUGAGGAAGAAAUAGCUGCUUUGACCCAAAUUGCUGAGAAGCUUACGACUAAAAUGGCUGCUAACAAUUCUGCAAAUAAUACAAACAAUAAUAAUAACUCAUUGGAUAACAGCGUCCCUACAUCUGGAAGUCAUUCAAAAUCUAACAGCACUGGCGAAUCAGUAGAUUUAGACAACUUAUUUGCCUUUUUAUCAGACCUGCAGGGUAAUAGUGGACCACCUGUGCCUCAAACUAAUGGACUCCAAAAUGAUGCAGCUUUGAAAAGUAGAAUGAUUGAAGAAAUUGCCGAAGAAAUGAAUGGAUUGGUGGAAGAUUUGGAUGAACAAUUGGAAACUGUGAUACAACAAGAAAUGGAAGGCUUAGCUAACAAUCAUAUGGGCAGCAACUUACCUCUACCUCCAAAAGGCCUAGGAAUACCAUCUCUACCUGAACCUACAACCAGACCUCCACCGCCCCCGACCAAUAGCAAUUCAACUAACAAUACUGCCAAUACAACCAUAACACCUCCAAUUAUGAAUGGAACACCAGAUGUUAACCAAAUGAAUCAAUUGAAUCAACUGAAUCAAAUUAAUCAUAACAAUCAAGUGCAAACAAAUAGUACUCCUCCUGCGCAACCUAUUAUCAAUACUAAUUUGCCGCCCACAAUCGUUAAAGAAACUAAAAAAGUGGGUGAACCAAUUUAUGAAAGUGUGAGACCCCGGGAUGAAAGUGCAGUUAUACCUGCCCCGAUUUUGCAGCAACUGAAUGGAAUUCCAGAGGAAGAUGAAGAUAAGUCUGAUGUAAAACAAGUUCUGAUUCAAACUGCUAAUAAAUUUAGAUCUCGAAGCCCAGGUUUGGAAAGGCAUAUAUCGGCCGUAUCUGAUAGCAAUUCAGGAUCACCCAAGCACAGCAGACCCGGUUCCAGGGAUUCUUCUACAGGCCGUACAGCAGUUGGUGUAGAUAAAGAACAGAGACGUAAACAUCGUGUCGAGCGAAAAUUACAACAAAUGCAAGAAUCUGAAUUGGAACAGAAUCUCUUACAACAAAAUGAUGAUACACAUUACGAUAUCGUCGAAUUUGCACAGAACUUUUUCAAUAAUCAUGAAAGAACUCCAGAAGGGACAAUCAUGGCUACUUUGACUCGCAAAUCAAAUAAAAGCUUGGAGCCAGUGCCAAAAUAUGAAAUGGUUUCUUUCCAUCGAGGUGGAACGAUACCUUGCGCUCAUAUUCAUAUGCAUGAUCCAGAUAAUGAUAAUGUCGCCUGCAGCAUAUUUAGAGAUUUAUGCAAAUACAUGCGCGGUGAAUUGAGUUCUGAACGCGAAUCUGCAGCAAUUCAAGCGAUAAUAGCCCGUGGCCUGGACAGAGAAGAAUUGCGAGAUGAAAUAUACGUUCAGUGCGUACGUCAGGUGACUUGCUGCCCCCAACCAGAGUGGGCAGAUCGUAUCUGGUUGUUACUUUGUCUUGCUGUCGUUGCUUUUCAACCAAGCAAAGCUCUGCACAGAUAUUUUGUGAGUUUCUUGAAGAACUUAACGCAGUUGGAUGGACGACUACAUCAGUAUGCGCAAUGGUGUUUGGACAAUUGUAAUAACACCAAAGUUUCGUGCAGACAACAUCCGCCAUCAACAGUUGAAAUUGCUGCGAUGCGGAGAUUAGGGACGAUAGUUUGCAGAUUUUUCUUCCUCGAUGGGCGGACGAAGGCUAUCGAUGUUCAUCCUACAGAUACUGCUGGUGAUGCAGCGGCCAAAUUGGCAGAAAAAUUGGGACUAAAGAAUUUGGAUGGUUGGGCUAUUUAUCAAUCUAGGCCUGAUGGUGAAGAACACGUGCGCGCUCAUGAUUAUUUGUACGAUGUUAUCGCCGCUUGGGAAAUCAAACAAAGUCGUCAAGGAUCAGGUCAAAGCGGUUUCUCAACAGUUGGUCGCAAAUCCAAUACUGCAAAUUCUGGUAGUGGAGAAAAUAGAUUUGUAUUCAAGCGCAGAUUGUUCAGAAAUACUAGAGAAUUUUCUCAAGAUCCUGUUGAAGUGAAUCUUUUAUAUGCUCAAGCUGUUUAUAGUGUUGUUAAGUGUGAUGAUUUCCCAGUCAGUGAAAAAGUAGCUUUGCAACUCGCUGGCUUACAGGCUCAGGUUGCUUUAGGUGAUAAUAGUAGGCCAGAAUAUUAUGCUGAUGUAGACAGUUACUUGCCUUACAGAGUAAGUCGGACUAGACCUGAUGAAGUUUGGGUACCUGUUCUAGCGCAGGGGCAUAGGCAAUAUGGAGCUGGCAGGUCUGAACUCACUGCCAAAGUGUUGUAUCUCUCAUGCGUGAUGCAAUAUCCACUUUAUGGCACAACCAUGUAUCCAGUUACCUAUCGUGGCUACUGGUCUUAUGGUAAUUCUCUUAUUCUUGGAGUGAAUUGUGAUGGUAUAAUGCUGAUAAAAUCAGAAGACAAAUUUGUGCUCUACGAAUAUCGAUAUCAGGAUGUUGAAUCUAUUUUAUUGGAUCCUAGCGAUAGUUUUAUUACAAUUGGUUUAUCAAGGCAUACAGAUAGUGUUUCACAAAAUCAACAAAGAUGUUUUGUAUUUGAAACUGCUCAGAAAAAUGAGAUUGCUUCUUUAAUUGUCAGUUAUUGCCCUGCUUUGGGAGUCUGGAUAACAGAUAAUGAGGCGCCUACAAAACGAUACAAGAGUGUAACUAAUGAAGAUCGUGUUAGGCUUUACCAAAGUUUAGUAGCAUGUCGAAGACAUUUAGUUGAUGGUGAAAUGCUGAGGAGGCCACAAGACACAAAUGGAGGCUUUUUAAGGAAUACAUUGAGAAGAUUAAGCAAGCAUCGCUUAGACCGUUUGCGCCAAGAACACGGAAUGUCUGGACAGAAUGGUGGACAAGACAGUGCUGGUGGAGGUGGUGAAUGCUAUAGAGGCUUUUCUCCUGCAUAUUGGGCCUUCACCAAACAACCUCUGACACAGACUUUAAGUAAAUUGAAUGAGCAGGAGGAGCAAGAAAUGUUACAAGUUUUCCAAUCUGUAUUGACAUACGCUGGGCUUGGGCAAAAUGGUGAUACAGUUUGCAGAGCAGAAGACGAACGCAUAACAAUAGCUCAAUCUAUACUUGAAAAGUGUAUGCACAAGGACACUAUGCUUGGGGAACUUUACUUGCAAUUAAUAAAACAAACUACAGCCCAUCCAGAUCGAGAUUCCAGGGCCAAUUUAAGACACUGGGCCUUGCUGGCGCUUGCUUGUUCUGUAGCGCUGCCACAACAGAAACCAUUGAGGAGAUACUUGAUAGCACAUCUCAAGAGGUGCGCCGGAGACCACGUCACGGAAGAAGGAAAGUUUGCACGUUUUGCUGAAAAGUGUCUAUUCAGAACUCAAGGCACUCGCCGCAGGCAGUGGCCACCAUCUCGGGAUGAAAUCUUAUGCACUGUAAAUAGAAGACCAGUAUAUGCUCGAUUUUAUUUCAUGGAUGGACAAUAUCAAAGUGUGGAAUUCCAUGCUUCCUGCACAGCCAGAGAUGUUGUCGAAUUAGUUAGAGAGAAGAUUGGUCUGCAGGCUGAUGCUAAAGGUUAUGCAAUAUAUGAAGUCUUGGGCACAUCUGAAAGAAGUUUAGUACCUGAUGAAAAAGUUGCUGAUGUGUUAUCUAAAUGGGAAAAAUAUAGAACAGCUACACAACAAGCAUUACAACAGAGUCAGGUAUAACUUAUCGAUAAGACAGCAUCACAUAUUUUAUUCAAAAAACAUCUGUUCCUAGAUCAAUAUAUGAAUCUUCGAGAUCCUGUUGAAAAAGAAUUACUAUAUCAUCAAGUUUUGCAUGAUCUAAGAUCAGAUCGAUUCCCCAUUACUGAUAUGGAAGCUGUUAUGCUAACAGCUCUUCAAGCGCAAUUGGAGCUAGGAGAUCGGCGUGAAUCUGCUUCUGCAGAAGAUUAUAGAUCAGUGGCUGGACAUUGUUUACCUCCAAGACGUGCCAAUGAUGUAUCUGCAGACGAUGUUGCUAUGCAUCAUCAGUCGUUGAGAGGAAUGACAGCACCAGAGUCAAAGCAGUCAUUCUUAAACCUGAUCAGGAGUUGGCCACUUCAUCGGGCUACUAUAUUUGAUGUCAUGCAAUCAUUCACCUCGAACUGGCCUCGUGUUCUUUGGUUGGCUGUUGAUCAGGUUGGAUUGCAUCUUCUGGAGCACCGAUCCAGGAAUGCUUUGUGUACUUACGAAUACGAAAGUAUUGCUAGCUAUAGUCCCGCCCUGAAUUGUUUGAUGAUAAUCACAGGCAGUGGAAAGAAGCAGAGCAAAGUUAUAUUGACUACUUCUCAGGCUUUCCAAGUAGCAAAUUUAAUCAAAGAGUACACAGAUGUAGUUCUAAGUCCUCAAGAAGAAAAGGCGCCACCACCUCCGCCACAUAAUGCAAAUCAGACAGCAACCACGGAAACGAAGAAACCACCGAAAUCUCGAGCUAUUACUUCCAUUUUGCACAAACAAUCAGGAGCUCAACUGGUAACACCGCAACCCAGCUAAGUUAUUUAUUAUUUAAUUUUUAACUGAUUUUAAUUAGUUAGUGAUAUUUUAUUUUUUGGCUAAAGAUAUAUUAUUUAAACA